This is a messenger RNA of Lottia gigantea (owl limpet), 456 nucleotides long. RefSeq lists its product as hypothetical. The transcript is spliced from 3 exons. The coding region runs from base 1 to 456 and encodes 151 amino acids. Lineage: Eukaryota; Metazoa; Mollusca; Gastropoda; Lottiidae. The record is from RefSeq and is a predicted model, not a curated record.
AUGACUAUAACUUACAUACAAGCUGUGGGAAUAGAAGUAGAUAGUGAUUUAUUAAAUCAGGAAGGACAUCAUCAAGCUGAUUCAGAAGGUCAUGUUCAUUUCCCGGCUGAGCAAGUGCAGGAACAUGAUUUAGAAAUAAUCGUCAAGUCAGGGGGAGACAAUCAAGUGGAUGUACAUCUGGGCUUUCUACAGUUUAAACAUCUGUAUGAAGUAAAGUUUUGUAUCAAGGAUGAUCUGGGAGAAGAUGUAGAUUAUGAUCCGCUACAGAAUUUACACGUAAAAAUAGAAAAUGUCCAGCCUACAGAAGAUGGUACUGGCCAUGAAAUAUUGUUAAAUUUUAACGCCCACAGAGAAAAAUUACUGACAGAAUCUAUUUUGUUAAAGAGUAGAAAUGAUAAAGAAAAAUAUCUCACCUUAGUUUUACAUGCCAGAGUUUUAGGUGGGUAUUUUUUAUAG